Messenger RNA from Acanthosepion pharaonis, 3919 nucleotides. Lineage: Eukaryota; Metazoa; Mollusca; Cephalopoda; Sepiida; Sepiidae. The record is from the annotation of a GenBank genome assembly.
UAUUGCUGCUGAACGUCUUGCACAUGACCUCUCCUUGCUGCCAUUACACCAGAUUGGAGAUCUGGAAGGUUUUUACUUAUUCGCUUACCCCACCUCUGCAUACCUGAGUACGGCUAAUCGAUCGCUCGGCUUCAUUCAUGAUGCACACACCACCUUGGAGAGGGACAACUUCACAAACAUCCAGAAAGUGGUUGAAAUGAAGUUAGAUCAGCAUCAGGAUGUUGACUCAUACAGACGGGAAAUCAUUCGGAAGAGGCAUAAACGAAGAGAGCUGACAUUCUCUGACAGUGAAUUCCCAAACCAGUGGCAUUUGAGAAAUCCUUCAACACGUAUGGAUAUUGAUGUUAUGCGCGUAUGGGAAAAUAAUGUCACAGGCAAAGGUGUUACUGUUGCUGUAGUUGAUGAUGGUGUUGAAUGGAACAAUCCAGAUCUUGAAGAAAACUAUUGUGCUAAAGGAAGCUGGGAUCUAAAUGAUGAUGAUCCUGACCCUAUGCCUCGAGAUACUUCAACUACCAAUCAUCAUGGGACCCGAUGUGCUGGGGAAAUUGCUGCUGUUCCAAAUGCUGUGUGUGCUGUAGGUGUGGCAUAUGGAGCAAAAGUGUCAGGGUUGCGUGUUUUAGACGGACCCUUAACUGAUGGUCUUGAAGCCACUGCCUUCAACAAACAUAUGCAGAUUAAUGAUAUUUACAGUUGCAGCUUUUUUUUUUUCUCUCAACAUUUCAACCAAUCUGUUUUCUCUUUUUCCUUCUUCUCCUUCUCCCCUUUCUUUCUUCUUUCCUCUGUCUCUCUCGCCCCCUUUCUUUCCUCUGUCUCUCUCGCCCCCUUUCUUUCCUCUGUCUCUCUCGCCCCUUUCUUUCCUCUGUCUCUCUCGCCCCCUUUCUUUCCUCUGUCUCUCUCGCCCCCUUUCUUUCCUCUGUCUCUCUCGCCCCCUUUCUUUCCUCUGUCUCUCUCGCCCCCUUUCUUUCCUCUGUCUCUCUCUCUCUGCCCCUUUCUUUCCUCUGUCUCUCUCGCCCCCUUUCUUUCCUCUGUCUCUCUCGCCCCCCCCUUUCUUUCCUCUGUCUCUCUCCCCCUUUCUUUCCUCUCUCUCUCUCCGCCCCUUUCUUUCCUCUGUCUCUCUCGCCCCCUUUCUUUCCUCUGUCUCUCUCGCCCCCUUUCUUUCCUCUGUCUCAUAUUCAAUGAUGAUGGAAAGACAGUUGAUGGCCCACAUGAUUUAGCUUUGCAAGCAAUGAAACAUGGUAUUAAUAAUGGUCGAAAAGGUUAUGGAAGCAUUUAUGUAGUUGCCAGUGGCAAUGGUGGACGCUACUUUGAUAACUGCAACUAUGAUGGCUAUGCAAAUUCCAUCUACACAGAGCUGUUGAUGAGAGGAGAAAUGCCAUAUUAUGCAGAGAAAUGUGCGGCAAUGAUGGCAGUAACAUUUAGCAGUGGUGGAAAGGACACACGCAGUAUUGUGACCACAGACUGGCAGAAAAAGUCAGGUACAGGUUGUACUGAUGACCACACUGGUACCAGUGCUGCAGCUCCCAUUGCUGCAGGAAUGGUGGCACUUAUGCUUGAUGUUCAACCCUGCCUUAGUUGGAGAGAUAUUCAGUAUUUAAUUAUAUUAUCUGCUGUUAAGGUUGAUGAUGACUCUGAAUGGCAAGAAAAUGGUGCAGGUCUGAACCAUAGCCACAAACAUGGCUUUGGACUCAUGAAAGCUUGGCGGAUGUUCUUUUCAUUUUUCUCUUUCUUUCUUUCUUUCUUUCUUUUCAUUUUUCUCUUUCUUUCUUUCUUUUCUUUUUUCUCUUUCUUUCUUUCUUUUCUUUUUUCUCUUUCUUUCUUUCUUUUUUCUUUUCUCUUUCUUUCUUUCUUUUUUUUUUUCUCUUUCUUUCUUUCUUUUCUUUUUUCUCUUUCUUUCUUUCUUUUCUUUUUUCUCUUUCUUUCUUUCUUUUUCUUUUCUUUUCUUUCUUUCUUUUCUUUUUUCUCUUUCUCUUUCUUUCUUUUUUUUUUUCUCUCUUUCUUUCUCUUUCUUUUUCUCUUUCUUUUUUUUUUUUUUUCUUUCUUUUUUUUCUUUUUCUUUCUUUCUUUUUCUCUUUCUUUCUUUCUUUUUUCUCUUUCUUUCUUUCUUUUUCUCUUUCUUUCUUUCUUUUUCUCUUUCUUUCUUUCUUUUUUCUCUUUCUUUCUUUUCUUUCUUUUUCUCUUUCUUUUUUUCUCUUUCUUUUUCUCUUUCUUUCUUUCUUUUUCUCUUUCUUUUUCUCUUUCUUUUCUUUCUUUUCUUUUCUUUUCUUCUUUCUUUCUUUUCUUUCUUUCUUUUUUUCUCUUUCUCUUUCUUUUUCUUUUUCUUUUUCUCUUUCUUUCUUUCUUUUUUCUCUUUCUUUCUUUCUUUCUUUUUUCUCUUUCUUUCUUUCUUUCUUUCUUUUUUCUCUUUCUUUCUUUCUUUUCUUUUUUCUCUUUCUUUCUUUCUUUUCUUUUUUCUCUUUCUUUCUUUCUUUUCUUUUUUCUCUUUCUUUCUUUCUUUUCUUUUUUCUCUUUCUUUUUUUCUCUUUCUUUUUUCUCUUUCUUUCUCUUUCUUUUUUCUCUUUCUUUCUUUCUCUUUCUUUUUUCUCUUUCUUUCUCUUUCUUUUUUCUCUUUCUUUUUUCUCUUUCUUUCUUUCUCUUUCUUUUUUCUCUUUCUUUCUUUCUCUUUCUUUUUUCUCUUUCUUUCUUUCUCUUUCUUUUUUCUCUUUCUUUCUUUCUCUUUCUUUUUUCUCUUUCUUUCUUUCUCUUUCUUUUUUCUCUUUCUUUUUUUUCUCUUUCUUUUUUUCUUUCUUUUUUCUCUUUCUUUUUUUUCUUUCUUUUCUUUUUUCUCUUUCUUUCUUUCUUUUCUUUUUUUUUUAAAUUUCAUGAUUACUUAUAUCAGGUAUGGACGAUGGUCCCCUGGUUGACUGCUUACACUACAGAUGUCCUGAUAGUUAAACAUAGAAUUCCAAAAAAAGAAGUUCUAAUCACAAGUUAUGAAGUAACUGCAGAUGAACUUCGUGGCUAUGUCCUUAAUAUGUUGGAACAUGUCCUGGUCACUGUCAAUAUAACACACCACAGCCGUGGUCAGUUGGACAUUAGGCUUCUAUGUCCUAGUGGUACAGAAUCCAGCAUUGGUCCACCAAGAUCUAAAGACAAUACAGUACGUUGUUGGGGAGAGACCCCAAUUGGUACAUGGAAACUCAUUAUUAAGGAUAUUGGUGAAGACCAACAAUAUGGUACAAUUGAUUUUUGGAAGUUGAAAUUAUACGGUACUCCAAUGUCACCCAACGAAUUCCAAAAACGAAGAAAGAAAGUGCUUUGGGCCAUUAAAAAUUCAGCUCUUUUGGAUCCAAUUAUUAAUGUUCCCUGUCACCCACCACCCAAACAUGGCAAAGGUGCAGGCUCUAUUCCUCUUUCUGAGAAAACUCUAAAGAUCUUAGCUGUGACGAGUGUCUUUGUCGUUAUUUUGGCACUUUACCAAAUGUUUGAAUACAUGUUCUGUUACAAUGCUGAGAAGAAAGAACAGAAGGAUUUGCUUCUCCAACAGCAACACCAGCGGCGAAUGCGUCAGUACAUGGAAGUUGACCACAAUGAACCAGUGGAAGCUGAAAGUCUUCUCCAGCAACCCGAUAUCGCUCUUGAUACUUUUGCACUUAGUGGAUGCAAUGAUGCAGCUGAUUCAUCUGCUGAUGUCCCCCAACAUAUUAUCGACAUUAAGCUGCUUUUGUUCUCCAUUACUAACGUCCACAUCAAAAUCCUUUCAUUCUCCAUUACAAACGUACAAACGUCCCCCAUCGGAAUCCUUUUGUCCUCCGUUACUAAUGCCCCUCUCCAUCGGGAUCCUUUCGUUCUUCAUUACAAACGUCCCUCAUCCAUCAGGAUCCUUUCGUUUUCCAUUACUAACGCCCCCCUCCAUCGGAAUCCUUUCGUUCUCCAUUACUAA